CUGAGGAUUAACAGCAGUCUCUGACCUACAGCUGCGUUUCUGAGCAGCACCGCGGAGUCCAGAGCCAUGAGAUGAUGGAGAUCCUGACCUGAAGUGAGUCUGAGUGUGAAUGAGCGGAUCCGGAUUGAUCUGAUGAGUGCAGGAGUGGAGCGGAGCGGCUGCUGGAGUCAUGAAGACAGCACUGGUGUUCCUCUGUCUGCUGUUCCUCACCUGCGCUGGAGACCCGGAUCACACUGAGCCCAGAACACUGCAGUACCUGCGCAUCGGCGACGGCUCCGCUCGAGAGUUCCAGUUCCCCCAGAACACACGCGGCGUCAUCGUGAUCUCCAGCCAGUACCGCAGCUCCGGGGGCCGCAAGGGCCGAGACAGCCUGAAGCAGACUCUGCGGGUCCGGUCUCUAGAUCCAGACGUCAUCUCCAUCCUGAACGUGAGCGACAGCGGGCCGCAGAGCAGCUACACCAUCAGCAUCCGCUCAGGGCUCCCGGGGACGGCACCGCUGCUUCUCCAGCUGCUGGAGCUGAGCCGGGACGCGGAGCCGCUGCUGAUCGAGGAGCGCAGCGACUACUCCAUCAGGGUGGAGGCCGCACCAGAACACAUGGAGGCCGGCGGGCUGCAGCACUUCUCGGAGAACCCGGUGCUGUUCGCCCUGCUGCCGCUGAUCUUCGUCAACAAGUGUGCGUUCGGCUGUAAGGUGGAGGUGGAGGUGCUGCUGGCGCUGCUGCGGAGGCCGGUGCCGCUGCUGCUGGGUGUCGCUGCGCAGUUCCUGCUGAUGCCCCUCUACGCCUUCGCCCUGUCCCAGCUGGCGGCGCUGCCUACUGCGCUGGCGCUCGGCCUGGUCAUCACCUGCUCGGCUCCGGGUGGUGGUGGUGGCUACCUGUACAGCCUGCUGCUGGGUGGAGACGUCACCCUCGCCAUCUGCAUGACCCUGGUGUCCACGGUGGUGGCGACCGCUGCCAUGCCGCUGUCCUCCGCCUUGUACGGCCGGCUGCUGGGCGUCCACGCCGCGCUCCACGUGCCCUUCGUUAAGAUCCUGGGCACGCUGCUGUUCAUCGCCAUCCCGAUCUCGCUGGGGCUGCUGGUGAAGCUGCGAGUGCCCGCGGUGGCCAGCGUCCUGCUCGCCCUCAUCCGCCCCUUCAGCUUCGUGCUGAUCGUCGGCGGCAUCUUCAUGGCCUAUCAGAUGGGCUCCUCCAUCCUGGCUCACGUGCGCGCCCCGAUGGUGGUGGUGGGCGUGACGGUGCCGGUGUUCGGGCUGCUGGCGGGGCUGGCGCUGGCACGGCUGGCGGGGCUGGCGUCUCCUCAGAGGAGGACGGUGGGCAUCGAGGUGGGCGUGCAGAACAGUCUCCUGGCGCUGGCCGUCAUGCAGCUGUCCUUCCAGCGGGCGGAGGCCGACUACGCCUCUCAGGCGCCCUUCAUCGUGGCGCUCAGCAGCACCUCCGAGAUGCUCCUGCUGGUGCUGGCACACAUCGCCCGCAGCCGCCUGUGCCCGCCGGCGCCCGCCACCCGCACCCUCAGCUGAGCGCCCGCCGGACACACUGACCAACACACUGCCAUCGCCCAGGCCAACACCAAACGCCUUCGGACACUUGCACACGCUCGCAGAGAUAUACGCUCAACGACAGACCCAUGUGCUGCACUACGGGACAUUCUGAUUGGCUGACGAUGAUCGGAGGCCAGAGGAGGAGAGCGGUGAUGAUGGAGGAUCAUGCAGGAUACUGUGACGCGCAUCCCUCCUCUGAGGAGUGUGAGCAGUGACAUGAGGAAUGGUCUCGUGAUGUUCUCUACAGCACACACUCCUGUGAUUACUGCCAGCGCUCUUCUGCUCCUGUACGGCCUUAUUUCUUACACACUUUAUUCUGUCCAACUGCUGAGAACGUCUCCAGAACAUCUCCUGAUCAUCUCCUGAUCAUCUCCAGACACUGACCGGAUCUGUCCUGAGCGCAUAUAUUUUUGCAGUGUUGAUCUUCUUUUGUAAAUCAGAGUUUAAUAAGCCAAUCUUGUGUGUGUGUGUGUGUGUGUGUGUGUGUGUGUGUGUGUGUGUGUGUGUGCGCUACAGCCACAGUGUUGAUCAGAGCUGAUAUUUUUCUAAGUGAUUGUUCUUUUGUAAUGGGUUUGUUUGUAUCUUGUUUACAGAUGUGUGUGUGUGUGUGUGUGUGUGUGUGUGUGUGUGUGUGUGUGUGUGUGUGUGUGUGUGCGGCUGAUGUUGUGUACUCUCGAUUGUUCAAUGAUGACGACUUGUGAUUAAAUGCUUUUGACAUGA
Danio rerio (zebrafish) is the source of this 2257-nucleotide messenger RNA. It is a transcript of the gene slc10a3, whose product is annotated as solute carrier family 10 member 3. Lineage: Eukaryota; Metazoa; Chordata; Actinopteri; Cypriniformes; Danionidae. Gene Ontology annotation, cellular component: membrane. The record is from RefSeq and is marked validated.